Molecule: messenger RNA, 1452 nt
Organism: Magnolia sinica
Lineage: Eukaryota; Viridiplantae; Streptophyta; Magnoliopsida; Magnoliales; Magnoliaceae
Product: scopoletin glucosyltransferase-like
Exons: 1
Coding region: 1-1452 (483 amino acids)
Molecular function (GO): UDP-glycosyltransferase activity
Source: RefSeq, a predicted model, not a curated record
AUGGCUGCCGAACGUCGCCCACUUCAUGUAUUCUGCUUCCCUUUCCUGGCUGAAGGCCACAUGAUCCCUAUGAUAGACAUGGCCAAGCUAUUUGCAGAGCACGAUGCGAGGGUUAGCAUCAUCACUACACCUCGCAAUGCCGCCGCCUUAGAAAAGACCAUCGAACGAACCCGAUGCUCUGGCCACCAGAUCGAAACCCACUGCCUUGAAUUCUCUUCCUCGCAUGCCGCCGUAUCAGACGGAUCUGAAAAUAUCGACGCUAAACAAACCGUGGACAACUUCGUAGAUUUAACGAAAGCAGUUGGCAUGCUCCAGGAACCAUUCGAGCGACUCGUCGAAGAACACCACCCUGACUGCAUCAUCUCAGAUAUGUUCUUGCCGUGGACAGUUGAUGUUGCAGACAAGUUCGGGAUACCAAGGUUGGUCUUCAACGGGAGUAGCUUCUUCUCGCUCUGUGUUUGGGAAAGGAUUGGCCGUUACGCUCCUCAUAAAAACGUCGCCUCGGACAUGGAGGUCUUUAUAGUUCCGUGCCUCCCACACUCCAUAGAGCUCACCAGAUCUCAGAUUCCAGACUUCUCUAAAGCACAAAGCGGUUUUGUUGAGUUGUUUGAGCGAGUCAGAGAGUCGGAUGUCAGGAGCUUUGGUGUAGUCAUGAACACCUUCUACGAGUUGGAGCCGGCCUACGCGGAGCACUGCAAGAAGGAGCUGGGUAGGAAGGCAUGGAACGUUGGACCUGUCUCUCUCUGCAAUAGAAAUACCGUCGAUAUUGCUGAGAGAGGGAAGAAGGCCUGUAUUGGCCCAGACGACUGCUUGAAGUGGCUCGACGGAAAGACGUCCGGCUCCGUCGUGUAUGUUUGUUUCGGGAGCCGAGGCCAGUUCACCGCUCAUCAGCUUCUAGAGAUCGCACUGGCUCUGGAAGCAUCCAACCGUCCUUUCCUCUGGGUGGUUGGGGAUUGCAAGAAGUUAUCUGAAAAUGAAUGGUUGGCUGAUGGAUUCGAGGAGAGGAUGCAAGGGAAGGGCCUCAUCAUAAGAGGGUGGGCCCCACAGGUCCUCAUCCUCAGCCAUCCUGCUGUAGGAGUGUUUGUCACUCACUGCGGGUGGAAUUCCACGCUGGAGGCCAUUAGUGCUGGGGUGACGAUGGUGACGUGGCCCAUCGCUGCCGAACAGUUCUACAACGAGAAGUUGAUUACCAAGGUACUGAGGAUCGGUGUACCGGUAGGGAGCAAGGUAUGGGUUCCAUUUGAUGCGAAGAAGAGGCCGGUGAUAAGGAGGGACGAGAUCGAGAAGGCAAUCACCUUGAUGAUGGACGCUGGAGAAGAAGCGGAAGGGAUGAGAAAGAGGGCUAAGGAAUUGGGGAAGAUGGCCUACAGAGCUGUAGAAGUGGGUGGAUCUUCCUACGCCGACCUGAGCCGUUUGAUCGAGGAGCUGAAGACGUACGGCCUGAAGGCCUGA